GUAAAUUGUCUGAAGGGUGGGCGUUAUAUUGGUUUGGCUUCUUUGUAUAUAUCAUAUUGCUAUAAUAUUUCCAACAUCUUUCAAAAUCUAAUAAUAAUAAUUUUGCAAUGAAUCUACUUUUGCUCAGAUCUUCUUCUUUGAAACGGACUUCCUGCUCGUUUUUAUCGAAAAGUCUUUCAGGAAAUGGAUUUUUAAUAUCUCCUUCUAUUGCUUUACAUUACUCGACCAUAACACCAGAAAAGAACAAUACACUCAAAGCUGCCGAAGAACAUGUCAACGAAAUAAAUGAAAUAAACCAAAAGCAUAAAGAAAAUCAUGCCAGCGAGAUUAAAAACCAAAAUUCUAAUUCAGCGCCAUCUAAAAUUCAGCCAAUAUCUCAUAAACAGACUAGACUUAUUGUUGAGAAACAAAUAAAAUUUAAAGAAACUGCAUUACGUUCUCCUUUGUUAAUUACUUUACAUCGAAGACUUGAGCUACCUAAGAGCUUUGAACUCUACUCCUUGGCCAGAUGCUUGACAUGCAAAGGAAGAACCUCACAAUACUCAAAGAAUGCUGACAACUCUGCUUUGGCGUAUUUCGGUGAGAGCUUAUUAGAUUAUUAUGUCACCGAACAUUUAAUUACAAAAUAUCCUAGAUUGCCUCUAAAGAUCCUUGAAAACGCAGUCGAUGCCUACACUUCUGACAAAGUGUUGCAUGAUGUUGCUGCCAAUUCUUGGGGUAUAGAAGCUGAUAACUCCUUGCCUAUUGAUUUAGCUUUGAGAGAUGUUGAUUCAUCUUAUUAUUUAGGAAAACUAAGAUAUGUGGAACGUCACAAGCAGUUAGAAAAUGAUUCAAAUUUUAUUCAGAUUGAUACAAAAAAAAACUCAACAACAGAAAGAAAUGCUAUGGCUUCAGCUGUUAAAAGUAUAUUGGCUGUUUAUUAUGCUUCAACAGAGUCUUUAUCUGAAACCAAGAAAUUUAUUCAUGCUCACAUUUUAUCAAGAAAAUUGGAUGUUUCCAGUUUAUUUGCUUUUAAUCAGCCAACAAGAGAAUUGUCUGUUUUAUGUAAAAGAGAAAACUUAGAGCCUCCAGUAACAAGGUUGAUUUCUGAAACUGGAAGAUUAUCAAGAAGUCCUGUAUUUGUUGCUGGUGUUUUCAGUGGAACCGAAAAAUUAGGUGAAAGUUAUGCAUCAAGUUUACAAGAAGCAAAAAUUAGAGCUGCAGUUGCCGCUUUAAAAAAUUAUUAUCUUUAUUCCCCAUUAAAUCCAAAAUAUCCAAGCGAUGAAGAUUUUUCACCAGCAUUAAUAGUUGAUCAUGGCGACGUCAUUGUAUAAUUUAUCAUUAUUCUAUUUCAAAAUUUAAACAAUAAAACAAAAUCACUCAAAAUUCCAGUUUUUUUUAAUUUUUUUCCAUUCUUGCAAAACAAUUGUUCACCUUAUUGGUUUAUAAUUUAACUGUUAGGCUAAUUUAAUUCUUAAUAGCUGAUUGAAUUAUACGCAGUUUUUUUUGUCUGUAUAUAUUUAUUACUUUUAAUAUACAAAAAAGUGCCCCUUCUA
Molecule: messenger RNA, 1535 nt
Organism: Ascoidea rubescens DSM 1968
Lineage: Eukaryota; Fungi; Ascomycota; Saccharomycetes; Ascoideales; Ascoideaceae
Gene: MRPL3
Product: mitochondrial 54S ribosomal protein mL44
Exons: 2
Coding region: 108-1313 (401 amino acids)
Biological process (GO): rRNA processing; regulation of gene expression; primary miRNA processing
Cellular component (GO): nucleus
Molecular function (GO): ribonuclease III activity; double-stranded RNA binding
Source: RefSeq, a predicted model, not a curated record